This is a messenger RNA of Sorghum bicolor (sorghum), 1302 nucleotides long. Its product is annotated as myb-related protein Zm38. The record is from RefSeq and is a predicted model, not a curated record. The coding region runs from base 437 to 1084 and encodes 215 amino acids. NCBI's taxonomy places the organism in Eukaryota, Viridiplantae, Streptophyta, Magnoliopsida, Poales, Poaceae. The transcript is spliced from 2 exons.
AGGACGAGGACGAGGACGACGAGAGGGAGUGCAGCCGGGAAGCUGCCCGCCCACCUACCCACCACACUAGCUAGCUCCUCCCCUAGGGCUUAGCAGUUACUCACACUCACCCCCGUCUUCUUCCCUUCCGUCUCGAUCUCCUCCUCAGCUCCUCCUCCUCCUCCUCCUCGCUCCUACCUACCCGGUCAAAUGUCUUCCAGCUCAUGCGCCUCUCUCUCUCUCUUAUAAACGCAGCUGCCUCUUUUUCUCUCCUCUCCUCUCCUCCACAUGUAUCCAUCCCUGCCUCGCAGGUGCUGCCGAGAUCGAUGAUACAAGUAGCUAGACUAUCACCCAACAGCCACCACGCAAGUACUGUCCUCUGUGGUGUGUUAGAUAGUAGUUGAGCCAGCUAGUAGCUUAGCUAGAGCAGCAGCAGCAGCAGCAGCAGCUAGCUACCAUGGGGAGGUCGCCGUGCUGCGAGAAGGCGCACACGAACAAGGGCGCGUGGACAAAGGAGGAGGACCAGAGGCUCGUCGCCUACAUCAAGGCGCACGGCGAAGGCUGCUGGAGGUCGCUACCCAAGGCGGCGGGCCUGCUGCGCUGCGGCAAGAGCUGCCGCCUCCGGUGGAUCAACUACCUCCGCCCCGACCUCAAGCGCGGCAACUUCACCCAGGAGGAAGACGAACUCAUCAUCAAGCUCCACCAGAUCCUCGGAAACAAGUGGUCGCUGAUCGCCGGGCGGCUGCCGGGGCGGACGGACAACGAGAUCAAGAACUACUGGAACACGCACAUCAAGCGCAAGCUCAUCGCCCGCGGCAUCGACCCACGGACGCACCAGCCGGCGAGUGCAGGCGCCGUUGCUCCCGCCCCCGGCGCCGCCGCUUCCGCCGCCGCGCCAAGCAGCCAUCGCCAGCAUGGCGACGACAAGGCGGCGGCGGUGGUGCGGUCCAGCGGCUGCAGCUCGCGAGACAGCAGCGGUGACGAUGACAGCACGUCCGGGUCGUCCGUGCCGCACCAGCACCAGCUUGUCGUCGGCGGCAUCGACCUCAACCUGUCGCUAAGCCCGCCGACGAGCCAACCGUCAUCGCCGGCCGCCGCCAACUAGCUAGCACUACUACUGCACCAGCAAGCACACCUAGCUAAUCGUAGCGGAUAUGGCCAAGGGAGAGUGUGUCUGCUGAGAGAGAAUGAAAGCUCAUGUCUGUUGUUCGAUCAUCAGAUCGGACGCUGUAAAAUUUGACCAUAUAUGCAUGAGGAAACCCUGCGGCCUCUCUUAAUUUUUGAUACUAAAUUAAAUAUUUAUGAUGAUGAGUUGAUCAGUCA